Oncorhynchus keta (chum salmon) is the source of this 2327-nucleotide messenger RNA. RefSeq names its product protein FAM118B-like. The record is from RefSeq and is a predicted model, not a curated record. The transcript is spliced from 8 exons. The coding region runs from base 394 to 1659 and encodes 421 amino acids. Lineage: Eukaryota; Metazoa; Chordata; Actinopteri; Salmoniformes; Salmonidae.
GCCACUGCGGCCGCUCUUGAUGAGUUCAGUUUUUGUGUGACCCCCACCCUCAUCAAAGUUGCCCAUCCCUGAUCUAGCUAAUAUCACAUGGGCUGAUCGUAAGUGGGGAGGUGGGGGUAAAACAUUGUUUACCCCUUUCCAGAAUGUAGAGAGCCAGUGGGAUUUACAGUAGCGCGCUGAGCACAUCCCAAUUGCCUUGUCCAACUCCGUCACAACACACACAGUCAGACCUCCAGCUGCAUAUGAGUCGACAGGUUGUGUACACAGAGGAAGUCGACUGAGAAAAUUUUAUAGCUAAAUAGAUUUGCUAAGAAUAACAUCUAGUAGACAAAGGCACGCAGACUUCGCCAUGUCAAGUACAACAAUCUCAAAUACCGGCUUUUAAAGCAGGAUAUGUCCGUAGUAGACUGUACUGGAUUUUUAACUCGCAGUUGCAAGUCAGCUGACGUUAACGGCUCGUCUGCUAGCACGUUGAAUAUUUCCACUGACCAAAAAAGCAACUUGGAGAUAUCCGGGAGCCGAAUGGCCUCUGUUGUGGCCUCUGUUGUGACUGUGAAAACCGAGAAGCGGCCUGCCCCUGCUGACCCUCAGGAUGUUGACUCCAACACCAAAAAACCCAGGAUUUGGGCACCAUCAAUGGAACCAUCACUCAAUCUCUGCCUGCCCCAAAGGAAACUGCUGCCCAGCCUGAAGACCAAGCGGGCCUCCGAGCUGGUCCUAGUUAUUGGUACAGGGGUGAGUUCAGCUGUGGCCCCUCAGGUCCCUGCAUUGCGCUCCUGGAAGGGUUUGAUCCAGGCCUUGUUGGACGCGGCCAACGACUUUGACCUCCUAGAGGAAGAGGAGAGUCGGCGUUUUCAGAAGAGCCUGAAGGACGACAAGAACCUAGUCCACGUGGCUCAUGACCUCAUCCAGAAGCUCUCUCCGAGAACAGGCAACGUGCGGUCCACCUUCUUCAAGGACUGCCUGUACGAGGUUUUUGACGAUCUGGAGUGUAAGAUGGAGAAUGCGGGGAAGCACCUUCUCCGCUCCGUACUGCAGCUGAUGGAGAGUGGAGCGCUGGUCCUCACCACCAACUUUGACAACCUGCUGGAAAUUUAUGCAGCCCACCAGGGAUCGAAGCUGGAGUCUCUGGACCUCACAGAUGAGAAGAAGGUCCUGGAGUGGGCUCAGGGGAAGAGAAGUCUGAGCGUUUUGCACAUUCACGGUGUUUACACGAAUCCCAGUGGCAUUGUACUGCACCCUGCUGGCUACCAGAAUGUACUGAGGAACACUGAAGUCAUGAGAGAGAUCCAGAAACUGUAUGAGACCAAGUCGUUUGUGUUCCUGGGCUGCGGGCGCACGGUGGACGACACCACCUUCCAGGCUCUGUUCCUGGAGGCGGUCAAACACAAGUCGGACCUGGAGCACUUCAUGCUGGUGCGGCGCGAGGACGUUGGAGAGUUCAAGAAGCUGCGGGACAACAUGCUGGACAAGGGCAUCAAGGUCAUCUCCUACGGCAAUGAGUAUUCUGACCUGCCCGAGUACUUUGAGCGGCUGGCCAAUGAGAUCUGCAACCGCGACGCUGUCAUUAACGGCUGGGGAUCUCCCUCUCAAGAAGAACAGGAAACCCAGAAUGGCUUUCAUUCACAGAAGUGCCUCCUUCAAGACUAUUCUUCUUGACAGGCACAAAACAGGUGGGAGUAUCAGUCCUUUUCAUUCACCGUUCCUUCAUAGAUUUCAGUCUACUACUCAGGUCUGGUUUCAUUGGAUCUACUACAACUCCUCCAGGCAAAUAUGGGCCAGAAGAGACCAUGUUACUGCUCUGUAGUCACCCGCUGAUUUUGUUUAUUUUUUUCUGUACCGGUUGUCAUGACAAAGGGAAAGAUCCAACAGGAAAGCAGCUGUCCACCCUGGCAACUUAAUGUAAAUGUAGCCCUAAUGGAUAUAGAUGUGUGAAGUAGGGAUGACAAUGUCAGGUCCCUGAUCUGGUUUCUCGCAUAUCAUCAUUUGGAAAUGAAUCCUGUCCUGAAUGGAUGGCUGGAGUCAGUCCAGUGGACCUAGAUGUGAGUUUCUGAAGAGAAGCAGGCAAAAUGUAGCCAAUAUGGCGUACGGGCUGUUCCGAUGCAGCCUUUUGCCGUGGUAUAUUGACCAUAUACCACAAACCCCUGAGGUGCCUUAUUGCUGUUAGAAGCUACUUACCAACAUAAUUAGACAGUCUGAUAUGUCAUUCAGGGUUCACUCCACCCAGCUUCUUUUUAUGCCUUUUGUAUUGUUAAUACUGCAGGUUGAGAAAUGUGUCGGUAUUUAAGUGCUAUUUAAAAAAUAAAAAUAAACACUUUGGUAUCAUA